Messenger RNA from Moneuplotes crassus, 1147 nucleotides. The record is from the annotation of a GenBank genome assembly. NCBI's taxonomy places the organism in Eukaryota, Ciliophora, Spirotrichea, Euplotida, Euplotidae.
AUCUGGGUUAUUAAUAUUUCAGUGAUGGAAGAAACGAAAGGAUCUGGUGUUGAUAAUAAGGAUCUUAAGAAACCUCUUUUAGGGGACUCUGAGAUGAAUCUCCCUGAUCAAAGAAUUGAGAAGGUAGAAGAUAAGAAUACACCAAAGGACUCCAGUUGGCUUAUUGCUGGAAUUGGAGCAGGUCUUUUCGCAGGAUUUGGAAAUUUGGCAGUUGCCAAAACCUCCCAUUUCGGGUUCUACACGAGAGAACUUAUUCUUCUAGGAGGACUUGUUCAGGCUUUCCUCUUCUGGAUCGGUAGGUUUAUCUACAUCAAAUGCAAGACUGGAAAAUUCUGGAACUGGGAGAACUCAGGAUUCAGAGAUCCACAGACAGACAAAUUUAGAUGGCAAUCUGUGUUUGCUAUAUGAAUGGAUGCAACCAUCAAGAUCUUGGCUGGCUGGGGUGUGAUUAUUUCUUUCAAAUAUGCACUUUACGCUCAGGUGAAUCAAGGAGCUAUUACAACUAUUUAUAAUCUCAGCGGAAUCUAUGUUGCGAUGAUUUCGUGGUUCGUGUUUAACGAGAAGCUCAACAGGUUCCACUUAAUUGGAAUGUUCCUUUUAAUAGGUUGUGCUGUCACUAUCGUUCUUUCGAGGAGUUCAGGAGGAGAAGGGAAGGUAGAAGUUUAUGACUCUGAAGUAGACAAGAUGAACCCAUUGAUCCCAGUGUUGAUGGCUGCAGGAAUCUCCUUGGUUUAUGCUUGUAGAAGCAUCUAUGUCAAGCUCUUCGUAAAAAAUCUGAAUUUUAACAGUUUUGACUUCAUGACUUAUUCGUAUCUGCUUUCUGGAAUAAUUUUUGUGCCUCAUGUGAUUUCCUCUAUGCAAGAGUAUGAAUUCAUUUUGGAAGUAGUUGUUCUCGGAAUCAUUUCUGGAAUUUUGAAUGCAUUAUCUUCAUUUUUCUUAUACUAUGCUACUUCUACAGGAGUGACAGGACCAGCUUACUCUCUGAGAUCAAUCGAGCCUAUUAUUCAAGCUGUUUUCGGCAGCCUAUUAUUUGAAAUCUAUCUGAAUGGCACCCAAAUAUUUGCGAUUUGUUUGGGAAUCCUUGGCUCUUUGACUCUGACACUUGGACCGAUGAUCUUUAAAACAAAGGAUAAGAAGAAAGCUUAAC